This is a messenger RNA of Caenorhabditis remanei, 1071 nucleotides long. RefSeq lists its product as uncharacterized. The record is from RefSeq and is a predicted model, not a curated record. Lineage: Eukaryota; Metazoa; Nematoda; Chromadorea; Rhabditida; Rhabditidae. Bases 1 to 1071 code for a protein of 356 amino acids. The transcript has 4 exons.
AUGACAUAUGUCCUUCGUGAUGCAAUGGGUAACGACGGAAGAGAUAGUCAGAGACAACGAGUUGAAGCACCGAGUCACCCAACCAUUCCAGUCGUUGGUUGUGCCCUUUCGUCAAAUCAUUGUGUGGAACAUUGCGACGAAUUCGGAGCACUUCCAUACAUUGCUUUUGAGAACAAUCGAUCACAUGCUCCAAGUCCUCCAUCCAGAUAUACAGCAGCCACAACAGCUUCGAAUGCAUUCGCCAACGCGUGUUUCCAUUCAGCUUCAUUAAUGAGAUCAGCUCCAUGCGCAUAUUGUAACAUCUCAUCUAUUCGACAGUUUUUGGCAAGCGGAAAUGAGUGGAGUGUAGGCGGCCAAUGGGAAGUGGAUUCUUGGGUAUGGGACCAAGUUGGUUUGGAACUCGAUGAGAUCAACAUUGAGGGCUCCAUCGAAACGAAGAGAGGCAGUGAUCGAAGACACAACUUGGGAGAUGAUACGGUUCAAGUUGGUGUAGCUUGGACGAUCAACGCUGAGGUUUCUACGGCAGAUAUCGUAGAUGGCUUCGUUGUCAACCAUGAAGGCACAGUCGGAGUGCUCAAGGGUGGUAUGGGUGGUAAGAAUAGAGUUGUAUGGCUCAACAACAGCGGUCGAAACUUGUGGAGCUGGGUAGAUGGAGAACUCCAACUUGGAUUUCUUUCCGUAGUCGACAGAAAGACGCUCCAUGAGAAGAGAGAAUCCUUGGAGUCCGCUGCAGUUAUCAGCAAGACGGCGGAUUCUGUCGAGAACGGUGUCGAUCAAUUCCUUUCCGACGGUGUAGUGACCACGAGCAUAAUUGUUGGCGGCGUCUUCCUUUCCGGUGAUCAUCUGCUCUGGGUGGAAAAGCUGCUUGUAGGUUCCCGUGCGAAUCUCGUCUGCAAAUCGUCAUUCUUGAAUCGUGCACGUCCACAUGUGAAAGAUAUUAACUUACCAACAACAGUUGGCUCGAGAUCGACGAAGAUCGAGCGUGGAACAUAUCUUCCGUUUCCAGUAUCCGAGAAGAAAGUGGUGAAGGACUCUCCAUCGGCUUUCUGGUCGGAUGGCAUAGUUCAGUAA